This is a messenger RNA of Exophiala oligosperma, 2051 nucleotides long. RefSeq lists its product as uncharacterized. Gene Ontology annotation, biological process: proteolysis. NCBI's taxonomy places the organism in Eukaryota, Fungi, Ascomycota, Eurotiomycetes, Chaetothyriales, Herpotrichiellaceae. The transcript is spliced from 3 exons. Gene Ontology annotation, molecular function: serine-type exopeptidase activity; dipeptidyl-peptidase activity. The record is from RefSeq and is a predicted model, not a curated record. The coding region runs from base 216 to 1835 and encodes 539 amino acids.
CUCGUAUCACGACGAUCCGUGGUGGUAUGGACUGUAGCGAGGGAAGCCAGUUAAAAGACAGGCAGAAACCGAAAAUGUCACCUCUUUUGACUUUCCCCGUAUAAAACCAGACAGAAUCGAAAUGUUACUUCUUUAUUGUUGAACUUGCUCGAAUCAGUUUUCAACCUUCUCUGAAGAAAGACUGAUUGAUCUUGUCGGACCGUCCAAAAACAAUCAUGCGUCUGUCCAGCAUCUUCGCCACGGUCACGGCGACAGCCUUUGCUGGCUUCACCGCAGCUCAGAUCGGACCUUUGGGUGAAGAUGGUCGACCGACAAACUACACGGCGUACAAUUUCACCCAAUUGAUCGACCACUUCCCACACUCGGCCCGCUACAAACCCAACACCAACGCGACCUUCACCCAAAGGUACUGGUUCGACCCGACGUACUACAAGCCGGGGGGUCCGGUGUUUCUGUACAUCGGAGGCGAGGUCAACGGAGAGUCGAGGUUCAGCAACCUCCAGACCGGUAUCGUACAGAUCCUCAUGAACGCCACCGGCGGUCUGGGGGUGAUUUUGGAGAACAGGUACUACGGCGAGAGUUAUCCCUUUGAGAACUCGAGCACCGACAACCUGAGGUUCUUGACCAACGAACAGACCAUCGCCGACAAUGCGUAUUUUGCUCAACGCGCCACGUUCCCGAACGUCCCGGGAGGAGGCAACCUCACCGCCCCCGGCACCCCGUGGAUCCUGUACGGUGGGAGUCUCGCAGGGGCCGAGACCGCAUUUUCCGUCGUCCAGUACGGCCAUGUCCUGUGGGGUGGCAUCGCGGCCUCUGGUGUAGUCCACGCCGUACACGGGUACCCGGAAUGGUACAACCCCAUCCAGGAAAACGGCCCUCAGGAUUGCAUCACCAGGAUCAACAAAAUCAUCGACAAGAUUGACCAUUUGAUUCAAACCAAAAACACAAAAGCCGUUCAACAGGUGAAAGAAAUCUUUGGAUUGGGGUCUCUGAGUAGUUUGGGAGACUUUGCAAUGACUAUCGCAUUCCCAAUAGGUGGUCCAAUGAACUACCCGACAAACACAUGGCAAGAACUGAAUUGGUGGCCGGCUUACGACUCCCCCGACUUUUUCAAUUUUUGCAACAACAUCACCGACAUGAACGCUCCGGCGAGUAUCACUGCCGUCGACACACAAUUGUCGAAUUACACCAACGGUUCGGCAUGGACAGGACUAGGAGCUUACGCGAAUUACGUCAAGACCGUGAUCCUACCCGCAUGUCCAAGUCCUGAUCUGAUCGACACCACCACACCAGGAUGUUUUUCUACACAAAACGAAACAUUCUACGCAGACCCCACCAACUCGGCCUCCCGGUCGUACUUGUACUCGACGUGUAGCGAAUUGGGGGCCUACCAGAUGCCGCAACCUCACGGGACCCCUUCGUUGUUGUCACGGGCCAUCGACCUCAAUUACACCCAACAGUGGUGCACUUGGGCCUUCCCCGAGGGACCUCUGUCUCCUCAAGCCGUACCUCCUCCGAACGGGCCCAACCUGACUUGGUAUCACAUGUACGGAGAUUUCGACAUUUCGGCUCCUCGACUCGCCCUGAUCGACGGUGGCAGUGACGUCUGGAGGGACGUUUGCUACCACGGACACAACGCCAGCCGUCGGUACGGAGAGAACCAAAUGCUCAUCACGGGUGCCGGUCACCACUGGGAUUCUUCGGGCAUCCUGAACAUCAGUGGUGAACCGGACUUCAUAAGGGCGGCCCACGAGUGGGAGAUCAAACGGGUCCAGGGUUGGUUGACGGAGUGGGAUCAAACCAAAGGGUCGAGCCGGAAAAGGGAUGAGUUGUGAAAAAAGAAGUGUGCUUGUCUCGUCUAGUAUAUCCAUCUUACCCAAAACCGGUCGUGAGAACCAAACUGGUUGAUACACACACCUGUGAAUGUUACAGCAUUGCUCUCUGCUUUCACAUGACUCGAUAUACGAGGGCAGGAGGGAAAGGCAGUAAUCAGCCAAAGAACAUGAUAUUAUUAUUAUUAUUAUUACUACCAUAUACACAGUCAUCAUGCG